AUGGAGAUUUCUGCCCUCUCCUUGGAACGAUCUAUUCAAGGGUUCAAUGACGACGACCGCGGCUCCAGGGUGCUGCUCCUUAGGGGCUCGUGCAUGAAGACUUCUCGGCUGUCAUCGACAAGGUCAAUCCGGCUCCAGUAUGGGAGCAGCGACAACGUCGCAUCGGCGGCUCGUUCUGACAGCGGUAGUGGUCAUUUGGUGGUCUCAGAAUCUCGAUACCUCAAGACCUCAAGACUUGAUUCAUUUCCAUCCCAGCUGCUCCUCAAUCACGGUGAUAUGUACUACUGCACCGGCUGUACUGAUCCCUCCUGCUCCUCAAUCUCAUCGCUGGGCUCGUUUCCAUCCCACGACUUGAGGAGCGAUGAUAUGGCUGAAACAAGGCUGCAGAACUCAGCAGGCUUGGCCGCCCGCGCCGGCGCCGCUCCAGCUUCUUGGAAUCAUUUCCAGGCCGGACGCAUGGGCGCCGCUGCUAAUAGUAAUCCCUCCUCCAGCUCCUCCUCCUCCUUCUCGUCCUGGGACUCGUUUCCCUCCGACAUGAGCAGCGACGAGACGGUUGGCGCUGAAACGAGUCCUCGGCCCAAGAAGCGAGCAGCGUCGGCUGCGCCUCCGUACAUCAGCGUGCGCGCGCGGCCGUGGGGGCGGUUCGCCGCCGAGAUCCGUGACUCGACGCGGGGCGGCGCGCGGGUCUGGCUGGGCACCUUCGGCAGUGCGGAGGAAGCUGCGAUGGCAUAUGACCAGGCGGCGCUCUACUCGCGGGGCGCGGCCACGACGCUCAACUUCCCUCUGGAGCGCGUGCAGGAGUCGCUCUGCGUCCUCGGCGCCAUGUCUACGGGCAUGGACGGAUCGCCUGUGCUGGCGCUCAAACGGCGCCACUCCAAGAGACGGUGGCGCAACAAAGCCGAGAUAGCGAACGACGCAGCGACGGCCAGGAUGAGGAAGAACAAGACGAUGGCCAUGCAGGAGCGGCCCGUCGUGGAGCUGGAUGACCUCGGCACCGACUACCUCGACGAGCUUCUUAGGAUUACCUGUGGUAUAGCUUACUAA
Molecule: messenger RNA, 1044 nt
Organism: Triticum aestivum (bread wheat)
Lineage: Eukaryota; Viridiplantae; Streptophyta; Magnoliopsida; Poales; Poaceae
Product: ethylene-responsive transcription factor 15-like
Exons: 3
Coding region: 1-1044 (347 amino acids)
Biological process (GO): regulation of DNA-templated transcription; ethylene-activated signaling pathway
Molecular function (GO): DNA-binding transcription factor activity; DNA binding
Source: RefSeq, a predicted model, not a curated record